Pelobates fuscus (common spadefoot toad) is the source of this 1370-nucleotide messenger RNA. It is a transcript of the gene PLEKHB1, whose product is annotated as pleckstrin homology domain containing B1. The coding region runs from base 85 to 654 and encodes 189 amino acids. The transcript has 7 exons. Gene Ontology annotation, cellular component: membrane. Gene Ontology annotation, biological process: regulation of cell differentiation. NCBI's taxonomy places the organism in Eukaryota, Metazoa, Chordata, Amphibia, Anura, Pelobatidae. The record is from RefSeq and is a predicted model, not a curated record.
UUAAAUGCCCAGCCCAUGUCACAAGAUCUGGAAUUAAAGGAGAGAUAGAUCUGCUGAGUCCCAGCAGGGGAAUCGCUCUGAGAGAUGGCCUUGUUGAAGAGCGGCUGGCUGUGGAGGCAAAGCUCCAUUUUGAGGCGCUGGAAGAGGCAUUGGUUUGAUCUGUGGAUAGACGGCACUCUGGUUUAUUAUCCAGAUGAAGCACGUGGAACCUAUGAAGAGAGACUCCUAUUGAAGUUUCAUUGUACAAAUAUAAGGGCUGGUGCGGAGUGUGAAGACAUCCAGCUACCAGAAGGCGGUUCUCGGGACGCUUUGGUGAUGUUACAGAUGCAAGAUCACAGGGUGUAUUUAUGUGCAGAGAGCGAGGACGAUGCGGUGGCUUGGAAGAUGGCUCUGGAUGAUGCUAAAUACUACCCGGUGUAUGUAUACGAUCCUUAUGAUGACAGUUACCAAACCGUACCUAUGCACGAUCACCACGCUGUUUAUACGGGUCACGGUUAUGGCCAUUAUGGCUACAUGCAUGGAAUGCCACCUGUCCUUGUCAGAGAGGAUCCCUACGAACGACGAUACGGACAGCAGAUGGCCCUCGGAAUGCUUGCUGGGGCAGCCACAGGAUCUGCUAUGAGCGCCCUCAUGUGGCUGCCAUGUUGGUUUUAGGACCUUCCAGCUGAUGAGAGAUUGUUGCAGCUGUGGAAUGCUGUGGAAGGACAUUUUCCAUGUAUUAUGUAGCUAGGUUCAGUCUUUUCCCAUUCUUCUAUGUCUUGCCUGUAUGAAGUUAACUUUAAUUAUUGAUAGUCAGGGCUUAGCACAGCUUGGCACAGCUUGAUACAAUAACUAACUAACUAACCAACCUAAUCAAUCACUUACACUACACACAUCAUACGGCACCUAAUGCAAUCAUCGCCCACUCACGUUCUAUCCCACAUAAUACCCAUCAUGUGCCACCCGUCAUGCGCCACCCAUCAUGUGCCACCCAUCAUGCGCCACCCAUCAUGUGCCACCCAUCAUGUAUCCAUCUGUGGCCCUCUGGGUUAGCUGGGUCUGGCUUGAUUUUAUGUAACGUGUAAAUCCUGUUUGGAAAACCUGAACAAAAUGAGAAGUUGCUGUUAAAUCCAAGCUGCUUUGAAAUCAAAAUGUGCUUCUCCCAAAAAUAUGAACAGGUUUCAAAUUGUUCUAGUGUUUUGUGACAUUAUUAAUAUAUGUACAGUUUGUAGAUGUUUUUUUGUUAACACUCUCCCCUGAGUGUCCUUUAAUUUCUAAUGUCUGUUGUCGGUACACCUGCUGUAGAUGCCCUCCAGGCUACGAAGGGUUAAUGUGAGUGUGUGCGUGCUCAUACGGGAGGGGAUCAGCAUUUAUAGUGAAGAAAUGGUUAU